This is a messenger RNA of Arvicanthis niloticus (Nile rat), 1883 nucleotides long. RefSeq names its product RNA binding motif protein 11 (gene Rbm11). Gene Ontology annotation, molecular function: single-stranded RNA binding. The record is from RefSeq and is a predicted model, not a curated record. NCBI's taxonomy places the organism in Eukaryota, Metazoa, Chordata, Mammalia, Rodentia, Muridae. Gene Ontology annotation, biological process: regulation of alternative mRNA splicing, via spliceosome. Gene Ontology annotation, cellular component: nucleus.
GCCUCGGGGCUUCGCUGCCCAGGCGGGGCCGCGCAGUAAAGCGGAGCGAGGGGCGGGGCCUCGGCACCUCCUCCAUCCCUGGCUGCGGACCGCAGGGAUGUUCCCGGCUCAGGAGGAGGCUGACAGGACCGUGUUUGUGGGCAAUUUAGAGGCCCGAGUGCGGGAAGAGAUUCUUUACGAGCUGUUCCUUCAGGCUGGGCCACUAACCAAAGUGACUCUUUGCAAAGACAGAGAUGGAAAACCAAAGUCCUUUGGCUUUGUCUGCUUCAAGCACCCUGAAUCCGUGUCUUAUGCCAUAGCUUUGCUGAAUGGAAUUCGUUUGUAUGGGAGACCAAUUAAUGUGCAGUAUCGGUUUGGGAGUUCUCGCUCUUCUGAACCAGCUAUCCAAAGUUUUGAGAGCUGUGCUAAGAUUAACUCUCACAGCUUCAGGAACGAUGAAAUGGUGGUCAGGCCUUCCUUUCCCAUGCCGUUUUUCCCAAUUACGGGUGCUGCCUUACCUCAAGAGUAUUUUUUCUUUCAAAAAAUGCAGUGGCCAGCCCACAGUCCAGUGCUGCCACCUCCUUUCUAUGAGAUGUCGGCUCCCCUUCCCAACAGCACGCCUGGGUCUUGCUCCUUAAAUCACGCUCCAGACCUAGAGGCUGGACCAAGCUCCCAUGAAUGGACUCACCAACCACCAAGCGACUCUGACCUGUAUCCUAGGAAUAAACGAAAGAGGCAAAGGCCCGACAGUGACAGCGACAGUAGCUCUGAAGACAAGAGAGGAAGUGAAGGUAGCCAAAAGUGCCGCAAGUAUAAAAAGAAGAAAAGACACUAGAGAACUGUAUCUGCACUGCUCUCAAACCUCUCUGGGAAAAAAAAAAAUCUGUUGCACCAAAUGACCGAUUUCUUGGCCAGCUUGUCGGUUUUGAAACAUACUGAAAUAUGACUCUGUGAUUUGCUAUUCAGCUUGCUAUUCGUGCGCAUCAAUGAUAAAAGCCUUUAAACAAUAAUAUAAUGUACUGCUUUUGUAUUUACAAGAUUGCCUUUGGACCAUUGUCAAUACACUUUGCCUCAUCAUAUUUUAGUGUCGUGGAUGGAAUUUCAUUAAAUUCUAAGUCCACUCACUAAGCCCUUGAGGGGUGAGCUUUACGCUCUCCCUAGAGUCUCACCGAAGGCUGUCAACCACAGGUGGGCUGGCCACAGAGGGGGUGCUGGCAGAACUCAUGGGAGUAAUUAAAAACAGUGUGCUCUAGUAAAUAUGUAGCGUGGAGGCUUGAGUGCCUGUUAUCACAGACACUUUACUUAUGCCUAAAUGUGAUAUCUCUGAGCAUCACUAGCAGGGUUGAUUCCUAUGGCCAUGACUGUGGCACCAAAGGAAGGAUAACUGUCAUAGGCUCAAUGUCAGAUGCUUAAAGGCACUAUGUGGUUAUGCCCUUUUAUCUGUGAUUCUUAUUUGAUAUAAUUAUCUGUAUAUAUCACAUUUAUUGUUUGAUGGUGUCAGUAUCUGCUCUCUAGUUCCCUCAGCAGCGGUGGAAAGGGCAUAGUGACAGUGCGAAUUGCCGUGAUGGGCAAGCGUAGGGAAUGAUGCCGCCGCCACAGCACCGUAUAUUUAAUGCCUAUUGUCCAAGUCUAUACGUUUGAUUCACUUAUUUUAGAAGAUAAAUGUACAACAUACCAAAUGGAUGGUGUAUGUCAACACUUUUGUUUAACUUAAUAGCUUACCAUAAACUAAAAUGAUGACGAUCAUAUAUGUAUUAAAGCUAAUUGAAAAGAUCAUGCAAACCCAUUGUGAAUUAUCUACUCAGUUCAGUAGGGAAUAAGGCACACGUGGGUGUGACUACUGCAUGCUGCUUACUCUUUCAUACAUAUUAUUUAUUUAAGGAAUAAAAAUAUCUUUAACCAAC